GGUCCGCGAGAUCACGUUGACGUCUGUCGCCAUUUCCUCGCGACGGAGGGUUCCGCUUCUCUCGUUCUCUCGGAGCAAUGGCGGAGGGGAAUGGGGAAAUAAAAAUGGAAGAGAAGCAGCAGAAGGAGGAGAUGGAAUAUUCGGAGAGGACGGAGGACUUUGCAAAACUUAUAGAGUAUGGACUCGACGAAAAAGUUGCAACUAAACUCGACGAGAUAUAUAAGACGGGAAAGCUUGCUCAUGCCGAUUUGGACGAGAGAGCGCUCGACGCCUUGAAGGAGUUUCCAGCCGAUGGUGCAUUGAUCGUGCUCACGCAAUUUCUGGAGUCCAAUCUGGAGCACGUAUCUAAUAAAUCUGCGUAUCUUUGUGGUGUCAUGAAGACGUAUAGGCAAAAGAGCCGUGCUGGACAAGGUACCACCAGUGCUAGCACGACACCUAAAGCACCCGACGAAGAUAAAAUCAAGAUGAUACUCGAAAGGACUGGUUAUACUUUAGAUGUAACGACAGGACAAAGAAAAUAUGGAGGACCUCCUCCAAAUUGGGAAGGUCCUAAUCCAGGAACUGGAUGUGAGGUGUUUUGUGGAAAAAUCCCAAAAGAUAUGUACGAAGAUGAGUUAAUUCCGUUAUUUGAAAGGUGUGGAAAAAUUUGGGAUUUGAGGCUGAUGAUGGACCCAAUGACGGGUACCAACAGAGGAUAUGCUUUUAUCACUUUCACUGAUAGGGAAGCAGCACAACUUGCAGUCAGAGAGCUCGAUAAUCACGAAAUAAAACCCGGCAAGAGUCUGAAAGUAAACAUUAGCGUUCCUAAUCUACGACUUUUCGUGGGGAACAUACCAAAGUCAAAAGGCAAAGAGGAGAUCUUGGAGGAAUUUGGUAAAUUAGCAGCGGGCCUGACCGAGGUGAUCAUCUACAGCUCGCCUGAUGACAAGAAGAAGAACCGAGGAUUCUGCUUCCUGGAGUAUGAUUCCCACAAGGCGGCCUCCCUGGCCAAACGGAGGCUGGGCACAGGCAGGACCAAAGUCUGGGGAUGCGACAUCAUUGUCGACUGGGCUGAUCCCCAGGAAGAGCCUGACGAGCAGACCAUGUCCAAAGUGAGAGUGCUGUAUGUAAGAAACCUCACGCAAGACUGCACCGAGGAGAAGCUGAAGGAACAGUUCGAGCAGUACGGGAAGGUCGAGAGAGUGAAGAAGAUCAAGGAUUACGCUUUUAUACAUUUCGAGGAUAGGGCUAACGCCGUCAAGGCGAUGAACGAGUUGAAUGGAAAAGAGAUGGGCGGGUCCCAUAUCGAAGUGUCCCUCGCGAAACCUCCGUCCGACAAGAAGAAGAAGGAAGAGAUGCUGCGAGCCAGAGAACGUAGAAUGAUGCAGAUUAUGCAAGGCCGUGGCGGAGGGUCCCCGUCACAUCCUAGCAUGAUGGGAGGCCCCAUGCCAGUCCGCGGGCCUGGACAAGGACCCCGUGGCACUGGCGCGGGCAUGCGAGGACAUAUGGGACGCGGUGAUUAUG
Messenger RNA from Orussus abietinus, 1503 nucleotides. Its product is annotated as heterogeneous nuclear ribonucleoprotein R. The transcript has 9 exons. Gene Ontology annotation, cellular component: nucleus; ribonucleoprotein complex. The annotation marks the transcript as partial. The record is from RefSeq and is a predicted model, not a curated record. Gene Ontology annotation, molecular function: mRNA binding. NCBI's taxonomy places the organism in Eukaryota, Metazoa, Arthropoda, Insecta, Hymenoptera, Orussidae.